Pyrus x bretschneideri (Chinese white pear) is the source of this 1907-nucleotide messenger RNA. Its product is annotated as protein disulfide-isomerase 5-3. The transcript is spliced from 15 exons. Gene Ontology annotation, cellular component: COPII-coated ER to Golgi transport vesicle; endoplasmic reticulum. The record is from RefSeq and is a predicted model, not a curated record. The coding region runs from base 241 to 1683 and encodes 480 amino acids. NCBI's taxonomy places the organism in Eukaryota, Viridiplantae, Streptophyta, Magnoliopsida, Rosales, Rosaceae.
CCACUCGAUCUGAUUCUCUUGCCGCACCUAUUGGCCACAACAUCCUCAGGGCACCUUUGCUUAUCACCGUCGCAGACGUGACCAAUAAGUAGGAGCGGAAAACAAAUAGAGAAAGCAAAAGGCGAGAGACGAACGCUGCAGCUCUCUCUCCCAUUUCAUUCUCUCUGUGAUUUUGCUCGGGAAAUUGGGAUUUGAGCUCUCCGUUGCUCUGGAAUCAAAUCCAGUCCGCUCAUCUCAGCCAUGAUUUCCACCGGCAAGAUCAAGUCCGUCGAUUUUUACAGGAAAAUACCUAGAGAUUUGACAGAAGCAUCAUUAUCCGGUGCAGGAUUAUCUAUAAUAGCAGCUCUUGCCAUGAUGUUUUUAUUUGGAAUGGAACUGAAUAAUUAUUUGACUGUCAGCACCUCUACAUCUGUUAUUGUUGACAAGAGUUCUGAUGGGGACUUCUUACGCAUUGAAUUUAAUGUCAGUUUUCCCGCACUCUCAUGUGAAUUUGCAUCCGUUGACGUGAGUGAUGUGUUGGGAACAAACAGAUUGAAUAUAACAAAAACAAUUCGCAAGUUCUCUAUAGGGACAGAUUUAAGACCAACUGGCUCCGAGUUCCGUUCCGGACCCGUUUUACAUAACAUUAAGCAUGGGGAUGGAGAUGAGUAUUCUGGUGAUGGCUCUAUUUUGCUAACUGCCCAGAAUUUUGAAAAGUUUACUCACCAGCACCCAAUUUUGAUUGUUAAUUUUUAUGCUCCUUGGUGCUACUGGAGCAAUCGCCUGAAACCUUCAUGGGAGAAGGCUGCCAAAAUAAUAAGAGAAAGGUAUGAUCCAGAAAUAGAUGGCCGUAUUCUUAUGGCGAAGGUGGAUUGUACUGAAGAAGUUGACUUGUGUAAGAGGAAUCACAUUCAAGGAUAUCCAUCAAUUCGUAUUUUUCGUAAAGGAAGUGAUGUGAGGGAUGAGAAUGGACACCAUGAGCAUGAAUCUUAUUAUGGAGAUCGAGAUACAGAUAGCCUGGUUAAGACAAUGGAAGCUUUGGUUGCACCUAUCCCUGUGGAGUCUGAAAAACUCUCUUUGGAGGACAAAUCUGACAACAGGGGUGAGAAUGCAAAAAGACCAGCACCAUUGACAGGAGGGUGUAGAAUUGAAGGAUAUGUGCGUGUAAAGAAGGUUCCAGGAAACCUUGUAAUUUCUGCACAUUCAGGAGCCCAUUCGUUCGAUGCUUCUCAAAUGAACAUGUCUCAUGUCAUAUCACAUUUUUCAUUCGGUAGGAUGAUUGCUCCUAAGGUGAUGAGUGAUGUCAAGCGGUUGGUACCUUAUCUUGGUGGAAGCCAUGAUAGGUUGAAUGGUCGGUCUUUCAUAAAUCACCAGGAGUUAGGUGCUAAUGUUACAAUAGAGCAUUACCUUCAAAUAGUAAAAUCGGAAGUUAUAACACGGAGAUCUCACAAAUUAAUUGAGGAAUACGAGUAUACGGCCCACAGCAGCUUGGUGCAAAGUCUCCAAGUACCAGUUGCGAAGUUCCAUUUCGAGCUCUCCCCCAUGCAGGUCUUAAUAACAGAAAACCAGAAAUCCUUUUCACAUUUUAUCACCAAUGUCUGCGCUAUUAUCGGAGGCGUUUUCACGGUAGCGGGGAUAAUGGAUUCAAUUCUGCACAACACAAUUAGAAUGAUGAGGAAGGUUGAACUAGGCAAAAACUUUUGAUAGAUAGGCGAAGCUUUCGUUAGUGUACAAGAAGAAUUCUUUUAGAAGAAAAAAGUGGAAUGAAGCAUCACAAGUGCCAAUUUUUCGGUUCGAGUUUUCAGUACAAGAAACGAUUUUAUGAACAUUAUAUAUGCCUGUAUGGUUCGUAACUCCUGUAACAUAUGUUUAGCUUCUAUUUUAUUUUUUUUCGAAAAUAAUUUGAUGAUGGGAGCAGAUUCGUGACA